Messenger RNA from Mugil cephalus (flathead mullet), 5569 nucleotides. It is a transcript of the gene znf644b, whose product is annotated as zinc finger protein 644b. Gene Ontology annotation, cellular component: nucleus. Lineage: Eukaryota; Metazoa; Chordata; Actinopteri; Mugiliformes; Mugilidae. Gene Ontology annotation, biological process: regulation of transcription by RNA polymerase II. The record is from RefSeq and is a predicted model, not a curated record. Bases 211 to 3792 code for a protein of 1193 amino acids. The transcript has 7 exons. Gene Ontology annotation, molecular function: RNA polymerase II cis-regulatory region sequence-specific DNA binding; DNA-binding transcription factor activity, RNA polymerase II-specific.
CGUGAACAUCCCCUCUCCUCCUCCAGACCGGAGAGUAACCUGCGCGAUUUUAACAGCAAAAUGGCGACAGGCUCUUGGAAGUGAGGGGGCAGAGAGACGCUGUCAGGUGCAAUGACAAACCCGAGGACACGCGCGGUCGUCCCGAGGUGCGUUUUCUAAGAACAAUGAGGUGGAAUCAGUCCCUUGACGCAGACCGAAAGUACUGCUACUAUGUCUGAUCUGGAGCCAAAUGCACAAGAGGACAAAGACGUGGAAUCUGUGUCUGACAGCCCAGGUCGUACUCAGGAGCCAUUACAGAGUCACACAUUCUCCCUGAAGAACAAUGCUGCAGGUCUGUCCUCAGAUGAACACGAAAACCCUUUAAAUGGAACCCAGCCGAAUCCAUUUGUAUACAGCAGUGUCCCUGCUGUUCCCCAUGCAGGCAAUUCAUUGCCUUCAGGAGCACUUGUUAAUGGACCUGGUUCACACCCCACCUCAGAGGUACACUGUGUCCUGAACAAAGGCACUGUUUUAUCCAACAGUGUCCUGGAUGCAGCGUGGCAAGCGGAGAAGGACACGAGCCCCGAGGUGUUACCACCACCUAGUGAGCUUCAAUCAGACGCUUGGAAGAACACAGCGGGGCCCAUCGUAAAAACACUGGCCACACAGCCAGGUGUCAACACGCCACUGUCUCACUCGGAGGAGAAUGAGUCUAAACUGGCCUGUUCCACACAGUCAGGUGACAGUGCAGACCAAAUGCACAUUAGUCAACCUUUGACAAAACAGACAAUAAAAACAAGAUCUCUGCGGGACGCGGAAUGGCCAGGAAGCUCCGUGGAUGGUUAUGAUAAUGCUGAAGUAAUCAGGUGGGAUUCAGCUAGAGAGUGCUUUUUACACGAUGGCAGAAGGCUGGAGACCAACGUGACGCACCAAAGAGACAGCAAGCACAAUACAUACACAGAGAGCUUGUCAGGCUGUCUAGAAAAGGUUAACAACCGCUACGCUCAUUUCUGCAGUGGAAAUGAUGCUGAAAAUGUUGACACUGGCAGUAAAGACCAAUCUCCGGGUGGACAAUUUGAUAUUAAACAUUCAGUUAUGCCAUCCAAAGACCUUUCCAGGAACAUAGCUUUAGACUCUGAACGCCGUAUUUAUAGCACAGCACAGGAAGCCUAUAAUGAGGAAAAUGACCCUGAAGAUGAAAACAGUGCUAGCGCAAAAGUGGAACAGCCGAAGAUUGAGCAACUUGAGCAAGAUCCACUAUUCUUUUCAUGCACAAUAUGCAAUGUUAAUUUCAAGAAAAAAAGGCAUUUCCAUAGACAUAUGAUGUAUCAUUUAGGAAAGCAUAAUCAGGUGAAGAGUGAGACUGUUUCACAGCCCUUUAUAUGCAGGGAAUGUGGGCGUUUGUUCUGUGAUAGCAACUCCCUCAUGAGACACAUCAUUAUUCACAGAGAUAGGCUGCAAAAACUUAUGGAGGAAAUCAAAGGUCUCAAAACCACUGAAUUUGAAGACGGGGCCACCACAGGGCAGUGCCCUCAGUGCAUAUUUGACUGUAGCUGUCCUAAGAUCUCCGUCCAGCACGCCAAAACACAUGAUAAUCUGAAGCACUACUACUUCUGUGAGGAGUGCAACUACAUUACCCUAACGCAGCAGGCACUCGAGGCGCACAUGGAUGUCACACACCUCAACACACACCAGCCUAAAUACAGGAGAAUGACUCAUACUAAUGAUGCAGAGGGGCCGAACUGUGUUCUGUUUCAAAUGGGUUCUUUUACUAGUCGAGACAAAGCAGUGCUGGAAAGAAACCCCGAGCUAGAGCGGCAGCAGUCGUGCUGCGGUGAUUAUAAAAAGUUAACUGACCGACCCAAAAAAGCCGCAUUUAAACCCAAUCCAUUCAAGUCUACUUUUGAAGAAAGAAAAGGAGACAUGUACGUUCAAAAGCCUAACGACAAAGCCAAACGUUCUCCUUCCAUAAACUCGCUGUCGCCAUCUUUGUGGAGAAUAGACAACCACGGAAAAUUACUCCUACAACAGCUCGAAAAUUUCGAUGCGGCAACUGAUCUCACCUGUGUAGAAGACGAAGAAGAUGAAGAAGAAGAAAACAAUGGCCGCCAGGCUUUUGGCAGCUCAAAGCAGGCAAUCUGUCCUGCAACCGCCGAUUCUUUUCUAUCAGCCAGGAAGCUUAAAUUAGACCAGAUGUUCUGUCAGGGAAGCGAGAACGACCCGGCAAGCGGGAUUUUGCAAGCUCAAACAAAACAAAAUUCUCCAUCAAUGAGGAAAAUGUCAACACCUUUGCAUAACACUAUUGAAAGUAUGAAUGGUAAUGUAUUGCCCAGACUUAGCCAGAGGCUCAAGAAACAGUGUGCAGUUAGGGAGUUGAGCAAAAGCUCCGAGGUCGACGAUAACUUCAGUGAUGUCACCAGCGAGGCUACAGGCAGCUUCUUAGAAAGCAACGAGAAUGAAAGCAUCCCGUAUGCUCAGGGGUAUCUCAGAAAGAGGCAGAGCUUUUCAGCCAAACACCAAAGCCCCCACAAACUCUCGGAUGAUGGUGAUGAAGACUGUAGUGACAUAGAGCAACUCAUAAUAAAGGAGGAGUAUAUCGAGACUACAGCGUGUGAUGAUUCCCCAGAAUUGCCUGUUACAUCUCCUGUUGACCGCUUUGAUAUUUUCCCUACGCCGGCCGUAGAACACAGGCCCUGUCCUUACUGCCCUGCCUUGUUUGAAUCCGGGGUGGGCCUGUCCAAUCAUGUGCGAGGGCACCUUCACCGAGUCGGCCUGAGCUACGACGCUCGACACAUGGUCACGCCAGAGCAGGUGACGCUGCGGGACCGCCGGCUACGAGUUCGCCGAAGGACCCCUACUGGUAUGAGGAAAACGAGAAAAGCUGUGAAACCACAAACCCAGGGAGAGCACACAUGUCCCCUGUGUUGCGGCUGGUUUGACACGAAGACUGGCCUCUCCAACCACGUCAGGGGACACCUGAAACGAAUAGGCAGAAGCGUCUCGAGCAGCAGUAAGUCGCCACUGUGCAUCCUAAAUGAACUGCUACAGGACAAAAAGGAGCACCGGGACAUCCUCCAGGUCCUCAACGAGAGCCAGUUCCCCUCACAUACGUCGGCCUCUCAGAAGUUCAUCAGCAGAGAUGACUUGUUCUUUAUGCGCGCAGGCAUACCAGUGAAAACAGAGUAUGGGGUGAGAAGUCCUAUAUUGGACGGUUUUGUACCAAAACGGGAGGCAGAGGUGUUCUUGGAAAGGACGAAGCUACAGGUAGAAGCACAAAGAGGCCCUAAGGAGCCAUCAAGCACUUUAGUUGAACUGCUCAAAACCAAACAGGAAAGUGUGGAGCUUGGAGAGAAACAGAAGCAGGAAACCUAUGCAACCAGCGUGAUCUGCAACAUAACCAAAGAUUACAUGGAGGAGACCUGGGCGACCAGCGUGGAACCGAACUGGGAACAAGGGGAAUGCCAUUCAAAAAGGAUUUGUAUUCAGUGCACAGACCCCUUCCCCUCUGCUGCCAUGCUCCCAGGUCAUCUGCGAGCCUUUGCACACAGGAAGAGGAUAGCCAUUUUGGAAGAACGAGGCUAUGAUUCCAAACAGAAGAAACCAAGACCAAGGCCUGGGUUAAAGAGGAAGCUUUUACCCUCCAUGAACACAGAGAUAUACACACUCACCUGCAGAUUCUGUGACCUAGUCUUCCAGGGUCCCUUGUCUGUCCAGGAGGAUUGGAUCAAGCACUUACAGAGGCACCUUCUGCACACCAGCGUGCCCCACUCAGGGACGGGGAUGGUAGAGGUUUUGGGUUUCAUCACAAAAUAAAAAAUAAGCAUGUGUCGUGAGGAGACGUUUACCCAUCUAGAACUUCCAGUUGCCUCCUGAAAUUGCACAUUAUUUAAAUAUAUAUAUAUAUAGAGAGAGAGAUAAAUAUAUAUAAUAUAUAUACAUUAUCCCUGCAGUUUGUAAAGGAAAACUGUAUAUAACGGUUAAGGCACAUUGUUAAAUAAUAGUUUAUAAUAUUCAUACUGUACGAAUUAGCAAAAACUUUAGAAUAUAGGAUAGAAUAUUUUAAUGCUACGCUUUGCCUUAUCAAUUUAGCUAAUACACGUCACAGAAUUCAUAUUUGUUCGCUGAUAUUUGAAUUUCGGACAGCGGUGGUUGAACCACAGCGGCAGUCAUGCAGAGGGGAGAGUUGCCUUAAACGUAACACAUUACAGCUGCGACUGUUACUGCGUAAAUGUCAACAUGUUGUCAUGGUGUCAGCAUGUGGCCGGCGCAGCGAUAAACAUCCCUGAGAAAUAUCAACACGACUCAGGUGACUUGAAAACUGAUUUAGCCUAAAGUCUGUUGUUUUUUUUGUUUUUUUUAUUCAUUUUUUUUUUUUUAUGCCAUGGAGCUAAGAUCUACAUAGCUGUCUGCAUGAAUCAGUUCUUAGUCAUGACACGCAUGCUAGUCUUGGUCUGGAAUGAGCACAAACGUAUGAAUUCCGUUUUAACGCUAUCUUUUCUAGUGACGGUGGUUUACGACAGCACACACGUAGGUCUUUGCCUGAAAUUAGGACGUGUUUCAGUAUAAAAUGUUCAGAGCGAAAACCGUUACAGUCGCGGUGACUUUCCCCCUUCUUUUAGAAACGUGUUUGCUGACAUGCCAAAAGUGUUUUUACAGGUUUUUUUUUCUUUUUGGAGUGAUAUAAAGUGCCUUGUUAUUAUAACAAAGCUACUUCUUAUAAUGAGAAAACUUAAAAUUGAAAAAAAAGCAAAAAAAAAACAUUAUCUGACUUUGCUUAUCGGAAGUUUUUUAUCCCAACAAGACGAGCAAGAAAACGAGUACUCUGUACUGUAGAAAUAGACAAGCCUUAGCUUUUAAAUGAGUUUCAUGACUUUCUUUUGGAGACAAAAUCCAAUUCAGCUACGCUCUCGCUCAGUAGAGGCAUUAGUUUGCAGACGCUUUGUAGAAUUCCCCCCGUCUGCACCUGCAUCAGAGAGAGACACUCUCUUUAUGAAAAGGCUGUGAUAAAUGUGGGAACCGCUUGUUCUGUCAUUGUUUGUUCUUUGGUUUAACCUUCAACAAUCAGUGUAAUUUCUGAAAUCUGCCUCUCAUUAUGCGCAAAGUAGCAGCUUCUUAUAAUGAGAAAACUCUGCAGUUGGAACGCGAAAAGUUCAAAUCGACAUUUUCUGUAAUUGGGUUCAUCCAAGGUUCUGCUUGUGGUUCAUGUGUCGGUAAGCAUGUGUUGUAAUUAAGAGACGCCGUACUUAAAUUUCAUACUAAACCAUCUUAACAUCUGUGGUAUUAAACAGAACAGAAACUGUCUAUAACGUGUUCGCCAAACUUUUAACAGCUCUCACGAUUUGGUGCUCGUCUUGCAGAGAGACAGGGCCGCACUUUAAGACAUCGCCAAGAUGGGAUAUCAUUUUAAAUGUCAUCAUUACAUGUCUGUUUUUUUCUGUUCUUUUUAUGCGUUUUUACUUUUCACGAUUCUUAUUGAACCUAUUGCAAAAACACUCAUGUUUCACUUUAUAAUACUAACAAUAAUAAAGUACAACUUAAUAAAUAGCAUAGAAAUGUUAGUGUAACUAAGUCAAAUAAAUGUUUGCUCACA